Oryzias latipes (Japanese medaka) is the source of this 1815-nucleotide messenger RNA. It is a transcript of the gene igbp1, whose product is annotated as immunoglobulin (CD79A) binding protein 1. The record is from RefSeq and is a predicted model, not a curated record. Gene Ontology annotation, molecular function: protein phosphatase 2A binding. Gene Ontology annotation, biological process: regulation of signal transduction; regulation of dephosphorylation. NCBI's taxonomy places the organism in Eukaryota, Metazoa, Chordata, Actinopteri, Beloniformes, Adrianichthyidae. Gene Ontology annotation, cellular component: cytosol.
CCCCUGCAGGUCAGCUGUUGUAAAGCAGUAAACAAACAAACAAACGGUUGACGUCACAAUUGUGCGCGGUGCGGCCCUGGACAGUGAUUGGUCCUUCCCGCCAAAGCAAUCAGACGUCAGAGAAGAGGACGCUCAAAGAUGGCGGACAGCGGGCCCAGCAGCGUAGCCGGACCUCCAGUGGACCCAGAUUCGAAGAAUCUAAAGCUGCCGGAGCUGUUGGAGCUCGGUUGGAAGAUCUACGAGGAGGUGGACAACACGAACGAGCCCCUCAACUCCAGCAGCGUGCAGGCCCGGGUGAGGCGCGGUGUCAGCGCGCUGGAGGAGGCGGCGGCCAUGGUGGCGCAGCUGGAGCUCUUCAGCCGCAACGAGGACCUGGAGGAAGUGGCCACGGCCGACCUCAGGUUCCUGCUGCUGCCCGCGCUGCUCGGAGCGCUGCAGCUGAAGCUGAGCGACCGUGCCCGGCGGCUGCAGCACCUCUGCUCCGCCAGGGAGCUCUUUCUGGACUUCCUCCGGAGGUGUAAAGACUACGGCCUCUGCAAAGCCGACCUGCCCGAACCCGGCGAGGCCGACAGUCCAGAAGAAGCAGAGUCUGAGCCCGGACGCGAUGGCCCAGGAGCGCCGUCUGGUCCUGGGGGUCAGCCAAGCCUGGCUGCCAUGGCAAUGAGGAGACAGUGUAAAAUUGAGCAGCACCGGCAGAAGAAGGAGCUGGAGGCCCGACUGUCUGAGGUCAGGAAGGCUGUGGAGAGUGGACGGGCCGACGAUGAGGUCACCAGAGAGUUUCACCUGCUGCACGUCCGCAGAUGGGUGGCUGUGUGUCUGGAUGAGCUGCAGAGUAUGGACCUGGAAAUGCAGGUCCUCCAGAGCAAGGAGUUCAUGAAUCAGGGGUCAUCUAAACCCCCAUCCCACCCAGGGAGGCAGCCCAUGAAGCCCUUCAUCCUCACGAGGGACGCAGCACAGGCUCAGGUGUACGGUGCCGGCUACCCGAGCCUCCCCACUAUGUCAGUCAAUGACUGGUAUGAGCAGCACGCCAAACACGGACAGCUGCCUGACCAGGGCAUCCCGAAGAGGGCGACGCGGGACAACGAGGAGGACGACGAGGAGGACGAGGAGGAGCAGGAAGACGAGCAGUCUCUGCAGAAGGCCAGGCAGUGGGACGAGUGGAAGGACAGCCACCGCAGAGGCUAUGGGAACCGUCAUAACAUGGGCUAACUGGACCCACUAAUGGGCCUGUCCCAUGUAAUGCUGUGGUCAUCCGGAACGGGACAACAUGCCUCUACUCCUGGAGACUGUUUGAAUGUUAGAAACAGACAGCACCAUGGCUCCUGGCAAUCUGUAAAUCCAACCCUCUUCUAAACUCCCCUGGAUCCACUUUGGUGCAAAGAAAAAACAAUGGUUGACCAAUCAGAGGAGCAGGUUCUGGUGGUGGCGGGAUGUGGAAAUCAGGAGCAGCAAGGGGUAGUGUGUGUGCCCCUCCCUCAUGGUUUUGUUGAGUUCUGGGUCUAUCCACCGCUGUUGAGCGCUGACGUGUUUCCUGGUGGCGUGAACACAUGCACCAUCGUCUUUUAUGUGGGUGGGGCUUUGUCUGUGUGUAGUGCUGGUUGUUGGCUGGAGAAGUGGGUGGGGCACACGUGAGAGCAUGUAAGAACAGUGGGAGGAGAAUCUUUUGUGUCUAUGUUUCCUAGGAUGUUUGGUUCUGCUUGUCAUCACUUUCCACCCGUCAGGUGUGCCACCUGGCUUACCUUGCCCCUGCUCAGUUUAGUGUUUGGGCCUGUAGGCAGAUCUGACCCAAAUAAACCUGAAGAUGUUGACCUCUGA